Podarcis lilfordi (Lilford's wall lizard) is the source of this 5807-nucleotide messenger RNA. Lineage: Eukaryota; Metazoa; Chordata; Lepidosauria; Squamata; Lacertidae. The record is from the annotation of a GenBank genome assembly.
CAAGCUCUGCAUUCAACUAUCGAACAAGUUGCUUCCAACUUGUAUAAAAGGUUAGUGUAUGUUCUAAUUAAUUGAGUUCUAUAGGACUAUACAGAAAUAGCAGGAGCUUAAUUAGUUUUAUCCAUAUUUCUGCAGAAAUAUUUUCUGUGGAGUAGCUUCCUGGUAUAGUAACUCGCAUAAUUUCAUGUAUUUUGAGAUUACGCUUCCAGUGUUGACAAAGUUCAGCAGGGUAGCUCAGGCCUUGCAUGUAAAUAGUGCCAGGGUCAAGCCCUGGCAUCUUCAAUUUGGGUAGGAGGUGAUGAGAAAGACCUUUCUGUCUGAGUCCCUGGGAGCUGCUGCCAGUCAGAACAGACAAUAUUGGGAUAGAUGGACAAAUAGUCUGACCUGGUUUAAGGCAGCUUCCUAUGUGAAUCCAACUUGUUAUUUACACACUAUGAUUAAAACAAGUAGUCUUGGGGCACCUGAAAGGCUAACACAUUUAUUAUGGCAUAAACUUUCCUGGACUAUAAACAUCAGGUGCAUUUAGUGUUUUCCUGAUACAUAAAUGUCUUCUUCACCCUGUGCCAGAGAUAGGCAAUGUGAUGCCCUCCUGAUGUCAUUGGACUCCAGUGCCCAUCAGCAUCAGCGACCAUGGCCAGUGUUCAGGGAUGAUGGGAUUUGUAGUCAAACAGCAUCAAUAGGGCAUCUUCUUGGUGGCUGCUCCCAGACUUUCAAUAGAUUUUAUAGCUUUAUAUAUAGUAUAGUUUUAAUUCUAUCAAUGCUUCCUUGUGUUUUAAUUAUUGCUUUUUUCUUUGAUUAUUGCUUUUUAGCAGUUCUUUUUAAUUAUUUAAUAAUAAGAAAUAUUUUUAAUUCUUUUAAGAAUUAUUUAAUAAUUCUUAUUUAAUUAUUUUAAUUGUUUUAAUUAUUGCUUUUUAGCAGUUCUUUUUUUUUAAUCUGUAAGCUGGUUUUAGUCCCAUCAGGGGAAAAGGUGGGGUAUAAAUAAAUAUAGUUAUAAUGUUGGCUACCCCUGCCCUACCUCUUGGCAUUUCUGUGCUGAAAAUCCUAUAUACUUUCCACAGAAAAUUAGAGUGGGGAAACUACCGUAGUUAAAUCUUACACUGGAAGUACCAACCAAUAAGGGCUGUGACAGAAUGAUUCUAGCCUUUUUUCUAUCUCUAUGCUGUACAGUCCGGCUUUUUCACCAUCCAGCCAAGUGCUGUCUAGUUUAAUGACAGUGGCUCUUUAGAAUCUCAGACAGAGACUUUCCCCUGCCACCUGAUCAGAGACCCUGGUCUUUUGUGUAUUUUCUUGGUAUUUAAAAUAAAUCCUAAACCCUAAUCAUCACAGCACUCACUAUUCAAAAUGAGGCACUCACUAUAGUCCAACAGUCAAUCCAGCAAUUUGGAUUAAGAACACUUAAACUGACUUUGAAACUUCCUGUUAUUUACAUGAUGUGUCUGGUUGUUGUAAACGAGGGCGAGAAAGCAGAAUCAUAGAAACGUAAAGCUGGAAGGGACCCCCAAGGGUAAUGCUGUAUUGUUUUUAACACUCAAUUGGAAGCCGCCCAGAGUGGCUGGGGUAUAAAUAAUAUUUUAUUAUUAUUAUUAUUAUUAUUAUUAUUAUUAUUAAGCCCAACCCCUUGCAAUGCAGAAAUCACAGCUACAUCAUCCAUGACAGCUGGCCAUCCAACCUCUCCUUAAAAACCUCCAAGGAAGGAGGGAUGUAUCUGUGACACGAGUCAGCAUUCUGAUCAAUGCAGGACUGCAAUCACCCAGAGGCAGAUUUUGGGAACGGUGACCGGUUCAGUUGCACUGGGUUCAGAGCCUUGGAGGUGCAACAAUUAUGAUUUAGAAUGGCGUGUGAGAGGCAGAGGAGCACCAAAUUUCAGUGUCACAAAGCAUGCCGCUGAAAUUUGAGACCCGGAGAUCUGCCACUUCAUUCACAUCGCAGUCUGGUUGAACUGAUCCAUUUUAAGCUCCAUGUGUGACAGUGGUUCAACUCUAGCAAAGUCCUAAUACUUGAGGCCAGAAUGUUAGCACCCACAGAACCGUUUAGAUUCUUCUUUCUGUGGAAAAAUAUGGCGACAAAUUACAUUGAUCAAUGUGAUGAUUCAAUAUACAGUCAUACCUCUUAUUACGUUUGCUUCAGGUUACGUCUUUUCAGGUUGCGUCCUGCAGUGACCCGGAAGUACCAGAAAGGGUUACUUCCGGGUUUCACCGCUUGCGCAUGUGCAGACGUGCAAAAUGAUGGCAUGCGCAUGCGCAAAAGCGGCAAAUAAUGACCCGUGCAUGCGCAGAUGCUAGUUGCGUUCCUUGCAGGUUGCGAAUGAGGCUCCGGAAAGGAUUCCGUUCGCAACCAGAGGUACCACUGUAGAUUAAAUACUGAGGGAGGGAAAUGGGGGUAGACAUAACAGCAAAACUAUCACAAGGGAGGAAUGUGACCUGAAAAGGGCACAAGAACUCAGAGGAGAACCUGGCAAGGUAUGUUUAAGUUUCUGAAGCUUAUCGCUUUGUGAUAAAGAGCUGGGUUUCCCCUCUCCAGGAACGCUGCAAAAUUUUACCCCAGAUAGUACUAAUGCUAUGACAUUUGCCUGCAGAGUUCCUGCUGAACUAGCAUUCUGAAAAGUUGGAAGCAUCAGAUAAAACAAGUGCUGUCAUCAGCUAUCAGAUUAAAUGUUUCCUAUGGCAUCCAGAUAAUCAAGGUUAUGUUAGACUGAACAUUUCCUUGUGGGCAACUGCAGUCAGAUAAGGUAGGUAAACAUGCGUUCUUCUUUUACAUUUUGCUUCACUGAAGGCUGAGCAAAAAUAUAAACUACAUUUCUCACGUAAUAAUAAUAAUAAUUUUAUUAAUUGCACCUGCCCAUCUGACUAGGGGCUGAAUCUACACGCAGAAAAAACACUAUGAAAAGUUAUAAAUUAAAUCAUAACGAAAGGAAAAAACCUCUAUGUAAAAUUGCAUAGACAAUGUUUUUAGCUCUACAGCACCAUGUGGUGUCGCAUGUUUAUGACGCAGUUAUAGCAUUGUAACACGAGUAAUGUAGCUGAGUCCUGGGCUGCCCCAGCCAUUCAUAGCAGAAUGCUUGGGCGUAAGAUAUUAGGGGUGCUGGAAAGAUUCCCUUUCAUAAGCAGUUUAAUAACAGGCUUCUGAAUCAGAUCAGACCAUAUAUUUUUCAUAACCUUUUUUGCUUGGUUCUUGUUUUACUCCUACUUGCAUGGUAGUGUAUAAAUCUAUGUACUGUGCAACUUUCAUUAAUACUAACAUGUCCUGUUUUAGGAACUUCCCAUACUUGAGGGUCAAACUAGACAAUACAUAAGACGUGCAUAAACUACAAUCAAACCUCAGUCAUCAAACAUAAUCUAUUCUGGAAGCCUGUUCAGCUUCCGAAAUUUUCAAAAACUGAGGUGCGGCUUCCGAUUGGUUGCAGGAGCUUCCUGCACUCAAACGGAAGCUGCAUUGGACGUUCAGUUUCAGAAAAGUGUUCAAAAUGUGGAACAUUUACUUCCGAGUUUUCGACAUUCAGGAGCCGAAAUGUUCCAAAAUGGAGGCGGUCGGGAUCCGAGGUUUGAUUGUAUCUCUCUACUCUUAUAAACACACAAAAACACACACAUACCAGCACCCACGACAUACAUUUAAAGCACUAUAAUAACACUCUAAUACUGUGGUUUGCUAAGGGUGCUGAGAGUUGUUAGGAUACUGCUAUUCCUCUACAAUUAGAGUUCCCUUGGAAAACUGGCAACCAUCCAGGGAAUUGUAGGUGUGUGAGGGGAAUAAGGUUCUCCUAACACAGUGUUUCUUCACUGUUGUUGGACUACAACUCCCAUCAUUCCUGACCACUGGUCCUGCUAGCUAGGGAUGACAGCAGUUGUAGUCCAACAACAGCUGGAGAGCCGAGCUGGAGAAAAACUGUCCUAACAACUCUCAAUACCCCUUACAAACUACAUCUCCCAUUAUUAUUCAGUGGAAGCCACGCCUGUAAAAAGUGGUAUCAUAGCAAUUUAAAUGUAUGGUGCGGAUGUGACAAAGACAAAGUCAGGCAACAUCAGAGCAAGACUGGUGGAAACUGGAGGAAGGGACUGCCCAGAGGCUGAAUGUCAUUGCCACAUUCAAAAUCACUCUCAACAGCUGCUUUCUCUCAGAAUUUUGGGACCAUGGCACCUCACCCCAAAACUCCUUGGUUCAAUUGCCAGGCCCAGACACAGAUCGUGAACCGCCCUGAGAUCUACAGGUAUACAGUGGUAUGCAAAUUUGACUAAUAAUAAUAGGAAUGGAUCUAAAUAAUCCAGGUGCUGUUGUUAGAACAAAUAAUCAAGCUUUAAUUAUCUCUGCAUUCCAUUUUUGCUACUUAUUUUUAAAAUAUCUCUUUACAGAAAACUGUCAUAAUGGCGAACUGCAGUAGCAGGAUUGAGCAGGGCAUAUUUACUUUUGAAAUUAUUCUUUACAGCCUACUCACCUUUUUCGGAGUCAUAUUUAAUACAGUUGCCUUGUGGGUUUUCUGCUUCAAACUGGGCAAAUGGACAGAGACCAGAGUUUACAUGAUCAAUUUAGCCCUGGCGGACUACACACUGGUCCUUAUCUUACCAUUCAUCAUGUACUUUCACUACAACAACUGGCCUGUGGAUGACUUUUGCUCUGUCAUAUUCGGAAUCAGUAGCAUGAACAUGCCAAUGAGCAUAGGCAUCAUCAUGCUAAUAGCGGUUGAUCGGUACCUUGCAAUCAAACAUCCCCUGAAAGCCAAAGUAAUCAGGUCUCCGCGGAAGGCAGCUCUUUUCUGCUUAUUUGUUUGGCUCUGUUGCUUGCUUUAUACAAUCCCAUUCAGUCUCUCGUUGAAAGGAGAGUUUUGUUUUCAUAAACUUUCUAAGGAGAACAAAGCUCUUACCCUGGUCAGAUUAAUCGUUUUCUUUUUCAUACCACUGGUUAUAUUGUUGUUUUGUUCUAUACAAGUCAUCCGAUGCCUCAGGAAGAAACAUAAUGCUGGUCCUCAUGAAGAAAAGUUAACCCAGAAAGCCAUCUGGGUGGUCUCAAUCAACCUGGCCACCUUCAUUAUAUGCUUCCUGCCUUUCCACUUGAGUUUACUGUUUAGCUACUUAGCAAAAGCAUUUGAAGUUGCUGACUGCAAGGUGUGGCAAGCCAUCGCCAAUACCAUACAUGCAACUGCGAUAAUGACCAAGCUAAAUUGCUGCUUGGAUGCCGUGUGCUAUUACAUGGUUGCUAAGGAAUUCCAGGAAGCUGCAGCACUCUUGCCUCCCUUCAACGCAAUGCAGUCCAGGUCCGACUUAACUCAAGAUUCACAGCUGCAAAGCAAAACACCCGAAAAUUCACAACUGCAAAGUUUAAACAGCUGAAAUCACAACGUCAUUUUAAGAUGCAUCUAGUCUCACCUUUGGAGCACUAUGUCCAAUCAAUUGAAACAUCGCCUUUCGAACGCUAUGUCGAACGAAGCCCUACAAACUAUUCAAGACCAGUAAACAAAUUGGAUAUCACGUUAAUUUUAGUUGAUACGUUUUAAACCGAUGCCGCUCCCUUGAAUUUUUGCCGAUGCAGAUCAGUGUGCUGGUUUAACAUCUCUUGCUGAAACGGCAGAUUAUGUUCUGGAUCCAUACUUCUUGCGGAAAGAUACAUAUCCCUGUAUCUAAGAUGGUAUUUUUCAUGUUGAAAUCCUGUCUUUAUACUCAGGCCUUCCUCAGCUGAAUUAGUGCUUGUAGUUUGAUACAGCUUACAAUGAUGGAUUUGCAUUAUGCAUUGUAAGUUUGUUUUAUGAUUGAUAUACAUUUGGUUGCAGAGUUCAUAUACUAUAUUAAGAGCUUUACCUUUUAAAAAAAAUAAAUGCU